Molecule: messenger RNA, 6783 nt
Organism: Lineus longissimus
Lineage: Eukaryota; Metazoa; Nemertea; Pilidiophora; Heteronemertea; Lineidae
Exons: 22
Coding region: 180-5747 (1855 amino acids)
Source: RefSeq, a predicted model, not a curated record
AGGAAACGCAACGCUGUCGAAAUUUCUGUCAUAUUUUCUCAGUUUUCUCUAAAUUGAACAUUUGUAAAGUCGCAAUAACCUAACAGUGGCAUUCUGUCUGAUUCAUAGGUGCGGCACUUCGACGUUCGAGAUUCUCACCAUGACAAAUUUGUGAAUUCUUGUCAGACACCAAAUUUAAAAUGGCUGAAGUUCUUACCAAGAAAAAGCCGAAGGGGCGAGGUAGAGGCAGAGCGCAAAGCAGGGCGACUAAGCCUCCCCUCCCGCCCGGCUUGCUAGCCGUAGAACUGGACUCUUGCAGCAGUUACGAUGAGCUGAGCCAGAGCGACGUCGACACCUACCGCAGCGGAAGCCAGCGCAGCUCCUUUUCCGACUCCGCCCCUUCUAAUCUACUGGAGAAGGAUGCAACGCCUGAUGUUCCCAAGUCAGAAGAGCAGUUUCUGGAUGCAGAGGUGGAUAAGAUCAGCUUCGGCAGCAUGGAGAUGACGUCAUCGCCUUUGGUGACUGGAAGGAAACAGCAAGUUGACUCCCCUUUGGCUGCAAAACCUGAAUCUGCCAGCGUAGCGAAUGGACCUGCGAUAAGUCUAAACAUGUCUACGGGUAUUACACCCCUGGCUGAAAAUAAGAGCCCUUUGCCUGACAACUUGAAUGGGAGUUUUCACGACGAUGAUAGAGCUUCUGCUGAGCUCGAUCUUGACGAGAAGAUGAUCAUCUUCAUUCGUGUCACUCAGUGCGUCGAUCCCAGUAACUUCUCCGGUCAAAUUGGUCGAGAUGAGGAUUUCCAAGCUUUCUCAGAAUUGGAAUGCGCCAUUGAGAGAUAUUGCCUCGACGACGACGAUGUGGUGAAGCACGAUGAUGACUUUGGCCCCCAGUACUAUGUGCUUGCCAGACAGAGGAAAACAAAGAUAUGGAAACGAGCCUUUGUGAUGGGUGUGGACCGUGAGGCAGAUGAAGUGGAUGUCUAUUAUAUUGACUACGGGAUGUCCGAGAUUCUGCAGCUUGCCGAUGUUAUUUAUCCCGUGCCUGAUAAUUUCCUGCAGUUCCAGCAGUUCAAUUAUGUCUGUGCAUUGGACGCUGUCAAACCACUGGCCUCAGUGUGGAUCUCCCGUGCCGUAACUCUGUUCAAAGAGCUUGUGUUUGAGAAGAAGUUAGAGGUGGAGGUCGUCCCGACACAGCCUCUCAACAUCACAAUCUAUAUCGGUGAUGAAAGGAAGUCCGUUGCAGAUUUACUCCUUGAGGAGGAAGUUGCCAUGCCAUGUGUUAGCCCAUCUCUGCUGCUGCAGUCUCCCGAGCCGACAGAAGGCGUGUCGAUUGCAUCCACCUUGGCCACGCCCGAACAAUACUCAUCCAUGGCCAGUCCCGAUACGGCAUCAAAGACGCUUAUUCCAGAUGUCGCGUCCCAAACUGUAGGUGCAGAAUCUGCACAACUGAUGAAUCAAGAGGAAUUUGGGACUCUGGAUACAGAUGGAGAUGUAAUGUUACGGAAACAAGAAUUCGGAACUGCUCUCGGAAGUGACGCCAUAGAUGUUGCUUAUCCUUACGUGGGAAUCAGCCCUUCAGUAACCUUUCGUGAAAGCAGCUUCGAUGCGGAUACUCCAGAGAGGAAGACAUCAUCCCGAUCAAAGUCGUCAAAGAAAUAUGCAUCCUCCGUUGUCGAAUCGGUGUCUGAAUUUAAAACAUCCGACAUCAAAUCUGACGCGAGAUGUGUUGACAUGAGAAAAUCGAAAUCGGAAGCCAGUACCAACGUGUCCCAAACGAUUCCGGACCAAUAUGUUAUGAACACUCCGGAAACCCCACCUAAUCUUGUAGUUGGAGCUAAGACGGAGCCACGCCACGUCAAAGGCCCAAACAAAGCGCCCCCUGCUUUUCAGUUUGAUCAACUCUUCAAAGCGUCCUCAAAGAUCGUGAAGCCUCGGAUUCCAUCGAGUCCUGAUACGCCAGAAGCAGAUGAUCUGUGGAAAGCUGAUCCUGACAUUCUCUUCAUGUUUGGAAAGGAGGCGUUAGAAGAGAGAAGAAUGAACAGCCUUGGUUUGAUUGAAGAGCAGACGGAUGAUGACGUCCAGCAAAACAUCAACAUUGUGGAAAAAAUAAGGCAGGGCAGGGAAGGCAGAAUCAGGAAAUCAUCGCAGCAGGCAGCUAGUCAGAGAACAAGCUCGCCAAAAUGUCACUCCCCUGCAUCAUCGCGUGUUACGAAGAUGACCGCGUCAGGACACCCCCAGAGAGACAGCUCACCGCGGGUCGACUCGCCCCACAGGAGCAGAACGGGAAAGAAGAAGAACCUCGAUAAAGUGGUCAAGGCGUUUGACGGGAAACAGGAGGGGAAAGUUCAGUCAUCCGAUCCAGAUGGCCAAGUUGCCAACAAGAAGACAGGGACCAAGGACGGUUCUAUUGAUGAAACAAGGGACCAGGAUAUUGUCGAGUUCCUCUGCUGCCUUCAGCAGGCCGUUGAGACAAGUGAUUGGAAAGUGAGAGAACUGGCCUUUGAAAACACGACGAAACUUGUGGACGAUUUCAAACUCGAUCUCAGUGGCGUUCUGAGUACCACUGACUUGGAGCAGUACAUGGGCUCCUUGCUGAGGAGAGGGGUAUUAGAAACGAAAGGCGAAUUUAUUAUGGAUUUGUUAAAUCUCUUACAGAACCAUGACUCCUUUGGUAGUACAUUCAGUUUCGCCAUGACGAAUGUGAUGCUGGAAUUCGUUAAGGUUGUUACUCGUGGAAGAACAAAGCAUGAGAAAAGUGAGGAUUUCUGUGAAUUUCUGAUUAAAAUCAUCAAGGCUUCCACAAAAUGGGUGACGAGUGCGCGGACAAGUGUGCUGGAUUUCACGCUGAAAACCCUGGAGAAAUGGCUGAUCUACAACAAAAAGGACAGUGGUUUAGAUAAGAAACUCUUGACUCACAACACGGCCGACUUGGAGCGUCUCUUCCUACAGUGUACAGUUACGGUGUUGACAGCGGUAGGUCAUGUGAUCGAUGAUGCGUACCCGGAAAAGGUCAUGUGGAUGAUGACGGAGCUGAGAGAGAGGCAACUGGACCAUGACAAGUGGAAUAGGAAAACCAGAAGUAAUGUACUGGACCUUCUGCUUCUCCAAGCGCGAGGCUGGGAUCAAGGGGUUAAGCAGAAUGGACGGAAAGAUGCUGCCAAUGACAGGACUGGAUGCCACAUUGGGGCACAAUGUGAUCUUCUGGUUGAUAAGUCCGAGGACGGGCUGGGAGCGCAUGAGAAGAGAGAUGGUGCAAAGAAAACUGAUUCAGGGACAGCAGAAAAUGAUUCAGUGGUUGCUGCUCGUCUGAAAGAAGAACCUGCUGAAUACACGCUCGUCAAGGCAAUGCUGUAUGACCUUCACCUUGAUCACCUGUACACGAACUUCGUCUCGUGGGGAAUCACGGAUUCCCUUAUCAAAUCGGAAGAUAUGCACCUCGGUAACUAUCUAGUCGGCUGCGGCUUCACGAUCCCAUUGGUCAGCAGGAUGAUGGAGUAUCUCGACCGGGACAUGCCAGCGCCACAUGUGGAGGAGGAGAGAGUUGAGCCGCAUCAAAGUCUCGGGGAAAUCAUCAAACAUUUGGGCCUGCCGUCGGAGAGGAUGAUGGCGAGACGACACGAUCGUGACCACACGCUGGAACUGACUCCUGCAAAUAAGGAAACUACUCAACGUCAAUCAGAGGUCGCUCCAACGAAAACUCUCGACUUCGGAUCAAAAGACUCCUCGCCUUCUCUGAAAGAAGUCGCUGAAACGCUGUUCAAAACAGACAAGGAGAUUCGAAAGCUGCGGGCUUCUGGUUCGAGAGACGUAGAAAUCGACGAAUAUAAUAUCUCAGAAUAUUUCAAGGUGCCAUUUUCGAAGGCCGACAGUGGCGCGGGUGUUGUCCUCGCCGAUCAAAAGGAGUUCCCGCCAUUGGCUGAUACGGACGAAGCUGAAACCUUAGUCGAGUGGGAUGAUGACCCGCCUUUAAAACAGUUGAGUUUCUCGGAUAUGCUGCGUAAAAAGGUGGAACGGGAUGUCAUCGCCAAGUUCUCUGAGCCGUCGCAGAAAACUGACAGUCUUCCAGAGGGGCCGACGAUACAGGAUUGGAUUGAGGAACGGCUGAAAGAUGGCUCUGGUGUGACAGAACUUGGUAAAGGUACAAGUUUGAAUGCUGCUGCGGGUGAACCUUGCAGAGAGGAGAGAAAAUAUGCGGAGUCAGCAAAAAAAUCUGAGUCAAAAUUUGAAAAAGUUUCUGAAAAGAUUUCAGAUGACUGGUUCUUUGUGGAAUCUGAAGAUGAAGAAGAGGAUGAGAAUCCUGUGCCGAAUUUUGCGAAACCGACAUUGCAGGAAUCUCAACCUCGCGCCCAGUCUGAACCAUGUGAACAGAGCACGAGAUCAAGGCCUUCAGAUUCGUGGAAAUUGAAACGCUAUUCGCAAACGUCGCCAAUUUCUAAAGAUCCGUGUAAUAACGUUAUAGCAAGAGAAGAUUCCUUGGGUUUGAAUGCGAUUAGUGAUUUAUUAGAGUCGGAGGCUCGCAGUGAUGCUACGGAGGCAGUUACCAUGGUGAGGACGCAAACAGAGAGUGCGAAACCAGAAAUGGCAUCUAGUUCGAAAAAGCCCUCCUGGUGGCGCGUUCCAUCGCCUCCGAAGGAAAAGGGUACGCCUGUUGCAGGAAAAUGCGAUUCUGAAUCAGAUGUUAAAAAUUCUGCGCGAGACACCAAAACUGUGCAAGAUAAGAACAAAGGGAAUGCAAACAGUGUGAAAAAACCAAAUGAAAGGACUUCAACGGGCAAUUCAAAAGUCUAUUCGAAAAAGAUUUCGAGCGAUUCGAAGAAAAUUUCGAGCGAUUCAAAGAAAUUGGAUGGGCCGGAGUCGGUGGUGGAUUGGAUGUUUACGGGGAGUUCUUCCCUGAAAGGGAGGAUGGGUCCUGUGAAAGAGAGGCUGACACCUGCUGGGGAGAGUCAAGAUUUAAAGGCUGCCGAUGUCAAUACGAGGGCGUCCACUCCAGAUUGUUGGAGCGAUUUGUCCGAUUCAGAAGUGGAUGAUCCGCCGGUGAUGUUCGAACCGAAGUUGGAUCACGAUGCUUCUGAGAUGAACUGUCCAAAGAUUGAUAAAUCUGCAAGUAAGUCAUUAGUUGGUGAUUGGAAAACGACUCGAGAAAAUGAUGAUUUUAGUGGUGGUGGUGCGAGACCCAAGACAGUCAAAAUGAGUGGCAGACAUGACGUUGUUGAUAGUGGCCUAAGGACUCGUAUGAAUGGUAAAAACACUGAUAGGGGGCGUAAUGAGAGAGAAAGUGACUCUCAAAGUUUGCGCAAAAAACUUGAUGUCAAUGAUUCUUGUUUGAAAAAUCAAACUGGUUCAGAAAGGUCGUCCACUUUAGACGCUAAACUCAUUAACAACGACAGCGCCAAAAAAUCACACGAUAGUUUUGAAUAUGACUUUCAGUACGUCCCGCAGUUGGAGGAACCGGAAAAAUGUGGGGCCCCUGCCAACGCCAUGUAUGUUGAUGACAAUUACGAAAUAAAACCAGAUACUUCCGAGCGAAAAUUUGCAUUUCAGGACGGUGAUAAUUUGACGGAUUCUGAUGAUGAGGUGAUGGUGAUUAUGGAUGAUGUAAUCCACGAUCGCAUCCUGGAAGAAAAGGACCGUAAACGCAAACUGCAUGAGAAAUAUGUCCGUCUGCCGGAAACGGAUCACAGUUUCCAGGGUUUUAGUCUGAUGAAGCCGAGAUGCUGUACGUGUGGUGCCGAGAAUCAUCGGACGUAUGAUUGCCCGAAUUUUAAGUAAAAAAUUAUUCAGUGAUGUUGGAUCACUUUUAAAAUCACUUUGAUUUUUGUUAUUAAUGUUAUUGAACUUUGAAAUUUCGCUCUGAAAUGGGGAAUUUUUGGUCGCAUUCGGUAAAAUCCACUGGAAGAGGUUUAGCUACUGGUCCCCUGUCAAUUUCAUAUUGAAAAUUUUUCUAUAAUAAAAAUUUGUAAUCCAACAAAUAACAAAACUGUGGCCUUACAACAGCAAUGAAGCUUCUGCGUGUUUUACGUAUAAGGUAGGCAAAACAUACGGUCAGCAUUCUGCGCAAAUGUGUAAGUUGUGCGCAGUUCAUGCGAAGGUCAUGUAGCUCAGGGGUUGGAGCAUUUGCACUAUCUAUGCGCAAGGGUGUGCGUAGAUGCAUUCACAUGAAUGAAACUCUCAGAAAAACUUUUGUGGUUUACUGUGGAUGUGCAAUUACUUUGUUACCAGAUUGAAUUAUUUUUUGUUCCACAACAUAAUUCAUCACCGAUGUCUGGCGUUUGCAUGAAUUUGGCAAAACUAUGCACUCGCCCAAGGGAUAUAGCUUGAUGGGGUAUAUUCUUUCCACCUGACUAUGUGUCAAAACUACUCUAAAGAUCUGAUUGCCAAGAAUGAAUUUGCUAGUCAUAAUUUAAGUGCUUCAAAAGUAUAAUUUUGUACAAGUGCUACUAUAUCACGCAGAAGUCAAAGUACAUUUUCUGUGCGGUUAAUAUGCAGUUUUUGACUAUUAUGCCAAUUAUCUUUCACUUCUUUUAUCGCUCAUGGUUAAGUCGCCAAUGUUUGCUGUACAUGUACAGUGGAACCUCCCUUAGCGGACACCUCUAUUAAGGACAACCUCUCCAUUAAGGACACUAGUUUUGGUCCCAAGUUGGUUGUUACCAUUCAAUUUGACCUCUCUAAUCAGGACACAGUCCCGAGGGUGUCCUUAAUAGAGAGGUUCUACUGUACUUUAAUAGUGACUUAAGGCCUACUGCAUAAAUGGUAUCAGGACACUUCCCCCCUGGACAUUUGCCCCCCGGACUUCUGCCCCCGUACU